Messenger RNA from Stegostoma tigrinum, 1069 nucleotides. RefSeq names its product interleukin-8-like. NCBI's taxonomy places the organism in Eukaryota, Metazoa, Chordata, Chondrichthyes, Orectolobiformes, Stegostomatidae. Gene Ontology annotation, molecular function: chemokine activity; CXCR chemokine receptor binding. The coding region runs from base 52 to 354 and encodes 100 amino acids. Gene Ontology annotation, cellular component: extracellular region. Gene Ontology annotation, biological process: inflammatory response; cellular response to lipopolysaccharide; chemokine-mediated signaling pathway. The transcript has 4 exons. The record is from RefSeq and is a predicted model, not a curated record.
UUACCAAAAACAUUAAGAGCUCAAGAGGAAGUAGGAGGGAAAUUUUAAAAAAUGAUCAGCAAGGUAUUACUCAAAGUGUUGUCAGUCAUUGUUCUCUGUCUGGCAUUUGCACAGGCUCAACAUCGCCUGCCUAGCCACAGUCGUUGUCACUGCAUCCAGACAAUAAACCAGUUACACCCUUCGAUGAAAAUCAGUAAUGUUAAAAUCUUAUUGAAACAGAGUUUCUGUGAGAAUGUGGAAAUCAUCGUCACCUUGCAGAGUGGUAGAAGAAUAUGUUUGAACUCGGAAUCUGAAAUUGGAAAGAAUAUUAUUAAUUUUAUGGAAAGCAUGAAGAAAACUACAAAAAAGAACUGAUUUUAUGAAGCAAACAAGGUUGAAUGUGCAACAAAACAGCAUCUCAAAAAAUUAACUGGAUGAACCUCUAUUUCUAUUGUGUAAAGAUUACAAAUGUUGGUGAUAUUUUAUAAGGAUUUACAGUUUUUAAUCUAAUGAAAUACAAUCUACAAUUUUGAUCUUGGGAUUGUAAAUUUCAGAAUUCAUAAAGAAAGCUAUCCGCAAUAUCUUAUCUAGGAAUAGAUUGUCCUAAAUAAGUUUAUUAAUUAGACAACAAAUUAAUUCUGCUGAUAUUUUCUGAUGAAAUAAGCUAUCUUGGUUGUUAAUGGAAUUAUCAGUUGUUAAAGCAAGCUAGCAUCAAUUCGUUGUCAAAAUUCCUACACUGUUAAUUACUUGUUUGUCACAAGGGGGCCUUUAUGAUUAUUUCUGAUAUAGAUGUUUUCAACUUGCCAUUAAUUAAAUCAUUAUGUUUAGUUAUAUCAUUAUAUUAAACUAAAUGAUACUCAUGGAAAAUAAAAGAAAAUAUAUUUGUUGUAACUUUUGAAAAAAAAUAUGCUAAAUGCUAUGUAACUGCAGAUAUGUGUUUUAAAAUUCAGUAACUGCAUUGCUUGCAUGAAUGAAAUUAACUUGCAAUCAGUGAUCAAAGUUUGUAUUGAAUGAUGAGUACAAUACUGAAAUUAUAUUUUUAUAUUGGAAAUGUGGUAUUGCUAAUGUUUUCACCGAUCAAAUGUUUAUC